AUGGCUAAAGCAUGGGGAAACAUCAAGCAAGUAACAAGGACCAACAUGCCAAUGCUCAAGUUAAGAGUGGUUCGAGUUUUUCAAAGGACUAAUGAAUACUCAUCCUACAAGAACAUCCUUGAAAUUGUCUUUCAUGACAUUGAGGGCGGUCAAAUUACUGGAAUAGUAAGAGCAGUAAACAUCCCAACUUUCAAGGAUGAAUUCGAAGAAGAAAAAGUGCAAGUUACCUCAUCAAAGGAUAUAACAAGGCCAAUUGCUGGAGAAAAUAUUCCAGACAUUGUGGAAUUUCGCAAUAGGGCUGCCGUCGGCCCACUUAAAAGGGCCCGCUUAAUUUCAAAGAGAGAUGUCAUUGUAAAAUCUGAACUUCAAGAAUUAGCCGAUGGUGAUAUUGUUGUGAGUGAUGUUGACUCACUCUGUUAUACUGCUGGGGGAAACGAUAUUUGGGUAUGUGCUACAGUGGAAUCAAUUAUAGAUGAAUGGUGGUACCACUCAUGUAGAAGAUGCACAAGCAAAAUGGAGGAGGUUCAUGGACACUACAAGAUUCAAUUUGGUGUCCAAGACUCUUCGGCGCUUGCGACUUUAAUUGCAUGGAAUAAUGAAUGCGAACCUAUAAUUGGUAGGCCAUGUGAUGCUUUGAGACGUGAAAUCAUGCAAAAGGUGCGAAUUAGACAAAACAGGCGUAAUUUCAAUGGAGCAGAAUCAGCGUUUUCUGUUGUAAGGAUGAUUGCUGAUGAAAAUCUUGUAUCUAAGUACAGUCAGUGGAUUACCGAAAAAGAAGAUUGCAUUGGUGAAGAAGAGGUGUCAACACCUGUGAAAUCUCUCAAAGGUAAAGAGAAGGUUGGAGAGACUUCAAAUACGAAGAAAAAAUUAAUGGAGAUAAUUGAAGAUGAGGCAGGAUUUGUUGCUCAGUCAGCCACUGCCGACAAGGGCAAAGCAAAAGUGACCGAGCAAGAUGAUGAAAUGAAGGACAACUUUGAUUGA
Messenger RNA from Striga asiatica, 981 nucleotides. NCBI's taxonomy places the organism in Eukaryota, Viridiplantae, Streptophyta, Magnoliopsida, Lamiales, Orobanchaceae. The record is from the annotation of a GenBank genome assembly.